AUGGCGGACACAGUAGAUGACGCUUUCCGCCGCUGGCUUCUCUCUGUCAAGAAUCGCCACCCAAGCCAGGUUUUCGCUUGGUGUCAAAACCUGAUGCAGGCUGCCUCCGACGGUCUCGACGGAGAUAAAUCCACCGUGCCAUGGCCUGGCAGCAAGUCAUGGUCAUGUCCGGCCAGCGAUCCCGACGAUGCUACGUCCGAGCGCAUGACAAAGUUGUCCCUCAAGGCUACAAAUUUCCCGCGGGAUUCGUUUCCGACCCCGGACAAGUACCCCGGAUUGACGCGAACCCCGGACUAUGCCCGCUUGCUCUGGCCUGAAGUGUGUGGCUACCCUGUGUAG
This is a messenger RNA of Fonsecaea pedrosoi CBS 271.37, 339 nucleotides long. RefSeq lists its product as uncharacterized. Bases 1 to 339 code for a protein of 112 amino acids. NCBI's taxonomy places the organism in Eukaryota, Fungi, Ascomycota, Eurotiomycetes, Chaetothyriales, Herpotrichiellaceae. The transcript has a single exon. The record is from RefSeq and is a predicted model, not a curated record.